AUGUCCACAAUUAUCUACAUUUCCUUCUUGGAUGAUAGUUUUUUUUUGGUGCAAUUCGGAGAUGGUUCGAUAGGAAGUAAGACUGUUGGAUUAUGGUAUGCAAAUAUAACACUUCCAAAUGGUACACGCGGUAGUCUAACAAUGGCAGCAUCUCUGAGUAAAAGUGACGGUUUCUUCAUCGACCAUGAUUGUCUUCAAAUGCAGGAUGCAGAACCUCAACAACGCUGCUCGCUUAUAGUACCUAAUUGUAAUGGCUAUAAACAAUACGUUUACAAAGCACCAGAACUCGUUGCGAUAUGUCCUGAAUCAACCACAUCGCCUGGUGUUGAAGUACAAAUCACUGAAAGAUCAGGCUAG
Messenger RNA from Rotaria socialis, 357 nucleotides. NCBI's taxonomy places the organism in Eukaryota, Metazoa, Rotifera, Eurotatoria, Philodinida, Philodinidae. The record is from the annotation of a GenBank genome assembly.